Molecule: messenger RNA, 12991 nt
Organism: Harpia harpyja (harpy eagle)
Lineage: Eukaryota; Metazoa; Chordata; Aves; Accipitriformes; Accipitridae
Gene: TLE1
Product: TLE family member 1, transcriptional corepressor
Exons: 17
Coding region: 934-3069 (711 amino acids)
Biological process (GO): negative regulation of canonical Wnt signaling pathway; regulation of DNA-templated transcription
Cellular component (GO): nucleus; transcription regulator complex
Molecular function (GO): protein binding; transcription corepressor activity
Source: RefSeq, a predicted model, not a curated record
AUGUAGCUGUUCUGUUUAUGUUUCGAUAACUGUAUCGUGUGUCUGAAUCAAUAGGCUGUGAUUAGUAAACCUUUGCCUACCUGCUGUCAGAUAAGGUAUAGAUUAGGUUGAGCGACAAGGCUUUCUUGGUACUGGUCCUGAAAGACAUUGGCAAAAAUAGAAAGGUCUUGUGUCUGUGGUUUCAAAAAUGUAAUUCAGUGCGUUACGUGGUUUUAUUUUGUUAGUGGUAGAGCCUUUGAUAUGUAGAACUGGUCUUAUGUGUGUGUAGCGUAUGUAGUGAUACUUGCUCAAAUCCUUGCCAUUUAAAGGCAUGAGAAGAUUAGUGACUUGGAAAGCUCUAGUUAUGACUAUGAGUUUGCCAGUUCCCAUAAAAUUCACACUUAUAGCCACUAUAAUGGUGAAUAAAAAGAGUAUUGAACUGGAACAAGACACUAAGGACCUCAUAAGAGAAGAAAAGCUAAAUGAUAGCUCAGCCCGGAGGACCCUCAAUUGAGUAGUCAUUGUCUGCCAAAUAAAGCAUUAAUGGCAGGGUGUAAGUAUUCUGUAGAUAUGCUGACAUUCACUUUUUCAUCAAGAUGCUGGUACAAUAAGUCUUUCAGAAAUCGAUGGCCUCCUAAAAAAAAUUAUCAUUAGAUGAAGUUGCACAGUUGGACACAUUUCAAAGUGCAACAAUACAAUUCCUUCUUGAUGUGUAUGUGCUAUUUCAUCUAAAACUCUUGUUUCAUUAAAUUAAAGAGCAUGGCUGACCGGCUAGGGCACAGUGAAGAAAUUGAUUAGUUCAGGCUUCGGAUCUUCCGUAUAUUCAAAGACUUUCAUUAAGCAAGUGAAUUGCAGAGUUGAAUUUUGCUUUUGUAACUCUGAACUCUUUGAUUAUUUUUUUUGUUUUGUUUUCCCCUAAAAAUAUUACAUUUGCUGAGGCAAUACUGUAAUUCCAUGAUAACCUUCUGUCUGCAAAGCUGGACAGAAAUCGCCAAGAGAUUGAAUACAAUUUGUGCACAAGUCAUCCCAUUUUUGUCUCAGGAACAUCAGCAGCAAGUGGCCCAAGCUGUAGAACGUGCCAAACAAGUGACCAUGGCCGAACUGAAUGCCAUCAUCGGGGUACGUGGCCUUCCAGGUCUACCUCCUACACAGCAGCAGCUGCAGGCUCAACAUCUCUCCCAUGGCCAUGGACCUCCAGUGCCUCUAACACCGCAUCCAUCAGGACUUCAGCCUCCAGGAAUCCCUCCACUUGGAAGCAGUGCUGGCCUUCUUGCCCUUUCUAGUGCUUUGGGUGGGCAGUCUCACUUGGCAAUAAAAGAUGACAAGAAGCAUCACGAUGCAGAACACCACAGAGACAGAGAGCCAGGCACAAGUAAUUCUCUGUUGGUCCCGGACAGUCUGCGAAGCACAGAUAAACGCAGGAAUGGCCCUGAAUAUACCAAUGACAUCAAAAAGAGAAAGGUGGAUGAUAAGGAUUCCAGCCACUAUGACAGUGAUGGGGACAAGAGUGACGAUAACUUGGUUGUAGAUGUAUCCAAUGAGGAUCCUUCUUCCCCAAGGGCAAGUCCCGCUCAUUCACCACGUGAAAAUGGUAUAGAUAAAACCCGACUGCUGAAGAAAGAUGCCUCUAGCAGUCCAGCAUCUACGGCCUCUUCAGGAAGUUCCACUUCCCUCAAAUCCAAAGAAAUGAGUCUGCAUGAAAAAGCCAGCACGCCUGUUCUGAAAUCCAGCACACCAACUCCUCGAAGUGAUGUGCCAACCCCAGGCACCAGCGCAACUCCAGGACUUCGUCCAGGCCUUGGCAAGCCUCCAACAAUGGACCCUCUGGUUAACCAAGCUGCCGCAGGUUUGCGGACGCCAUUGGCAGUACCAGGACCGUACCCUGCUCCAUUUGGAAUGGUACCUCAUGCUGGCAUGAAUGGAGAGUUAACCAGUCCAGGGGCAGCCUAUGCCAGUCUGCACAAUAUGUCACCCCAGAUGAGUGCUGCUGCUGCUGCAGCUGCUGUGGUUGCCUAUGGAAGAUCUCCUAUGGUUGGGUUUGAUCCUCCUCCUCACAUGAGAGUACCUGGAAUCCCUCCAAAUCUAGCAGGGAUUCCUGGGGGAAAACCAGCCUACUCCUUUCACGUUACCGCAGAUGGUCAGAUGCAGCCGGUUCCUUUCCCUCCUGAUGCCCUCAUUGGUCCAGGAAUCCCUCGCCAUGCCCGUCAGAUCAACACUCUGAACCACGGGGAAGUGGUGUGUGCAGUUACCAUCAGCAACCCCACGAGACAUGUGUACACGGGUGGGAAGGGGUGUGUCAAAGUCUGGGACAUCAGCCAGCCUGGCAACAAGAGCCCUGUCUCUCAGCUGGACUGCCUGAACAGAGACAACUACAUCCGCUCUUGUAAAUUGCUGCCUGAUGGAUGCACCCUAAUAGUUGGUGGAGAAGCCAGCACGUUAUCCAUAUGGGACCUGGCAGCACCAACUCCUCGUAUAAAAGCAGAGCUGACAUCCUCAGCCCCUGCCUGCUACGCUCUGGCUAUCAGCCCUGAUUCCAAGGUGUGCUUUUCCUGCUGCAGCGAUGGGAACAUAGCAGUGUGGGAUCUGCACAAUCAGACAUUGGUCAGGCAAUUCCAGGGCCACACAGAUGGAGCCAGCUGUAUUGACAUUUCUAAUGAUGGUACCAAGCUCUGGACAGGAGGUUUGGAUAACACUGUCAGAUCCUGGGACUUGAGAGAGGGGAGGCAGCUACAACAGCACGACUUCACAUCACAGAUAUUUUCCCUUGGUUAUUGUCCUACUGGUGAAUGGCUGGCUGUGGGAAUGGAGAGCAGCAAUGUAGAAGUGCUACAUGUAAAUAAACCAGACAAAUAUCAACUGCACCUUCAUGAGAGUUGUGUAUUGUCACUCAAGUUUGCUUACUGUGGUAAAUGGUUUGUGAGUACUGGGAAAGAUAACCUUCUUAAUGCAUGGAGAACUCCUUAUGGAGCCAGUAUCUUCCAGUCCAAAGAAUCUUCGUCAGUGCUUAGCUGUGACAUCUCUGUGGAUGAUAAGUACAUAGUCACUGGCUCUGGAGACAAAAAGGCUACAGUCUAUGAAGUUAUCUACUGAGAAAUAUGAUGGGGAUAUAACUUUUAGAAGUUGAACUGGGCCAAAAUUGUUCUUAAUUGUAGAAGUAGAAAGGUUUUGCCUUUUAGAAAGGAACAAAAGUAUUGAGGUUCCAGACCUUGCCAUGAAACUACUCCGAUUUUUCAAAAUAGAAGGCAACAUCCAGCAACGAAAUACUGGCUACGUGGACCAAAUGGAACACAGAGGCAAGAUGGACAGAUGUAGCCUAGGUUUUUGAUACAGUUUUUAAAAGCCAAGUCUACUGAAGAAUGUUGGAGCCUUUUAUUUUUUUCUUUCUUUGUGACCUCAUGCAAAUUGUUCUCAUUGCCUGAAUAUGGGGGAUAAAUACCUUUCUGUUCCUUGCAGUUCAAGUUGCAUUCUGUCCUGUGUAGAGCAGUGGUGUCUCAGAUGAACUUGUUUCCUGGUUUUGCAUCUUGUGAUAUGUUUUUGUAUUUUUGUUGAAGGUCAAACAUUUGUAUAAAUUGUAAAUAUAUUUAGUUUAUUACAGCAAAGGCUUUAGUACCAACAACCGGUCUUCCCCCCCCUGCCCCCUCCCUUCCUGCCCUGCUUAUUUAAAAUUAAAAACCUUUUGGGGAUAUAAGUACCUUUUUAGAAGCAAAAGCAAACACUAUGUAUAGUUUGAAAAUGGUGUCUUAUUCUUUAUAAGUCUUCUAGAUUCCUUUAUCAUACUUCAGAGUAGUUGUUUUGACAUAUUAGGGUAUCAAGUCCAGUAGAUACUGUCUUGUGCUACAGAAAACUUAAAAGGCAAUUUUGUACUAAUUAUAGUGUAAAUAUAAAAAUUGAACAUUUCAUGAAGUUGUGCAGUUUAUUUUAAGUUUAUUCUGAUGUCCCAUAUAUAUGUUCUUUGGCAGAUACAGUAAUAUGUGCCUGAUUAUAACUCAUUUUGUCAUUUCUCUAGAAGAAGAGGUGAUUUCCCUCUUAUUUCUCCCCCAGCUGAACAGAAUUCAUGCAAGACUACAUUUCAACUAAAUACAUCAGAGCCCUUAUUCAUUAACUGAGGAUGUCUGCGAUUAAAAAAAGCUAGAUAAGUUGCAUCCUUCGUAUUUUACAGAGAAGUGGUAGUUAGUGACCAUUUCCUUUUUAAUGUCUUGUCUAUACUUAGAUACUCAGGUAAAUUUAAUUAAAUUACCAAAAGUGUGAGUUUUACAGGGGAUCACUUAAACCAUGUCAAAUACUUGCAGAGCUGCAAGUGAAGUGAAUUAACCUAAACUAAGUUAAACUCACUUCUUAAUUUCUUGUGAGAAUAUUGACAAAGGAAUAUUUUGAUUUUUAACUAAUCCACUGUACAAAUUAAUUAGAAGUAAUCUUCCUGAGUGUCCCAUGUUACAAAGGCCUAUAGGCUCUAUGUAUUCAUACUGAGCUAUCUUUGAGUCCUUUCCACUGUUGCGUUAGAGUUUUACAUCUGUGAAGAGCCAUGCUAAGCAGCCAGUUACCAAAGCUAUGCAUCUUCAAAUCAAGUUUUCUUGGUGUACUCAAGAGAAAUGGAUGAGGAGAGAAUGUGUACAUUUUAUUCUAACUAUGUUUUUUCAGAUUAACGAGUUCUUACCACUGUGUGCUGGACAAACCUAGCUAUUGCACCAGUGAGGGCCAUACAUUUCCUACAUUCUGUAAUUUAGUUAGAAUUUCUAUUGCUAAUGGAGAGUACAGAUGAACAGAAGGAUAUCUCUGAACAAAUAAUUCAGAUUACACAAACUGGCAGACAGGUUAAGACUCAUCUUUGAAGAGCUGCUUUCUCAUUUUGCUAGCAUUUGGCAAUGACCUAUAUCCCUGCUCUUUCAAAGACACAUAACUAGGAAGAAACAAGUUUGACUGACAGGUGCAUUGACUGGAAAGGGAACUUCUCAUCUGAGGGCAAAUUUUCUCUCAAUUUCCAGUCUGAAGAGACAUCAGUUUUCUUGUCAAUUUACAUGACCAUUCUACUGAGACCAUUUUGUAGUAUCUAGAAUUGUAAUAGCCUUAAUACAUUAACUUUGCAUUUGGAAUGUAAAAUGUUAACCAUUCAGGAUAAUCUGGUCUCCUAGACAUUUAAAAUUAGUGUUCUAUCCAUAUGUAUCGAUAUCUUUGUCUAUUGCUGUGUUGUGAAUAUCCAUUUGUAUGAAAAUGACAGGCCAGUUUAGGUGGUGGUCAUGUUCCUUUCACACAUAGUAAGGCAAAAAGCAGAAUCAUCAGGCUUUUCAAAGAAAUAAUUAUAUUUGCUACAUUGAAAUACUGUGAAGUGCUAUGCCAUUUUAAAAAGGGAAAGUUUAAAAAUAGAGUAUGUACUAGGUUACUUGAUUUUUACGCUGACCCUGUUUUCAUAUUGAAGUUUUUCCAAAUGUCUGACUGUCAAUGAUCAUUGACUUUGUUUAGCAGCUCUGGCAAAUUUGCUACAGUUAGGAACAUUUGGAUGUCUUCCAAACUACUAUCACCUUGGCUUUUACUUUAUAGGUGUUCUUUUACCUUUCUUAAAAGUUGAUAUUAGAGGAACCAAGAAUGCAAGCAUUCUAACACAUUGGUGUAACUUAAAAAAAUAUACACGAGUAUAUAAUGGAUCUGCUAUAAGUUGCAACAUAGGGGUUGUUAGUAAGACCACAUUCUUGGCAAUCAGGAGGUUCAAAAUCCUAGUGUCAGGAAAAUCAUGAAAUACCUUGUCUUUUCUUGUUAGCUUCUAGAAUGCACAAUGAGUCAGAGCAGUUAUGGAAUUGGACAUUAUUUAUGCAUGUGAAUGAAUUUAAUCAUAUUUGUACCAUAUGCUUCUCAGUUGUAAUUAAGAAAUUACUUCUUUUUCUCCCCAAUCAGAUCUACUUUAAGCCUUCGGUUUGAAAACUUGGGGAGGCAUCAUACAAUAGUCCUCUCAAUUUUUUUUUUGUUUCAGGUUUCACUUAUAGUUUUUGAAACUUUUUUUUCAUUUGUCAAACAGUAAAGCCUAUUCCACCAGCAGAUGUAAUUUUUAAUGAAAAAAUACAUUUGGUGAAAUCUUGGCAUGUCUGUCUACGCUAUUACCUACAAGAUUUAAAACUUGUAGAGCUUAAAACUUCUGUAAGUUCUUAUAGCGCUGUUUAAAUUAGUGGGUGGAAAUAAUUGCAUAUUGAACGAAGAAACAGACCAACCCAGACCAGCAGUAACAGAAAUGGCACUGGGAAAAGCAUGUGGAAAAAAAGAGGUACAGCAGUACCUAUGGUGUAGGUAAUUAAUUUUUUUUUUUUGUCAAUUUAAUUACAAUCCUGAAAGGUUCCUUUGAUUAGCCCCUUUCUGGGACAGUGUUUGCUGGGUGGCCCUCAGUAUUCAGAGAAGUCUGAAUGCCACUCUGGCAAACACUAGUGCCAGAUAGAAGCAGGGAGUCCUUACAAAUGACAUAUUGGAAGUCACUGCAAACAGUAACUGAUGAAGAGAUUUGUGGUAAUAUCAAUUCAAGUGAACAAAAUCCUUUGCUGGCUCUAAUAUGUAUAUUUUGUAUAUAUGCACUAGGCAUAACCUUUUAUAAAUCAAUUGUGCAGAAAAUCAUUAUAUUAUUCCACACAAUGCAUUUGUCAGUGUGUCAGAGUACUUCUUUUUGAUUAUAGUUCCAAGCAAAGAUGGCUCGCCACAUCAACCCACAAGCGGCUGGUCCUUGAGAGAGAAUCUUCAUCCACAUUAAGUCUUUUAAAUUUGUUUGGCAUUUCAAAAGCUUUUGUUCCUUUAAAGGGAAGAGGAAGCACCAAAUGAAUAUAAAGUUCAUAGACUGGUAAAAUAAUAGUGUUGUUUUUUAAUACAAGCAUCAAAGUAGAAUCUAUCAUCUAGUUGCAUACUUUUCUGUAUAAAUGAUUGACCAUAAUUUUUUCUGUCACAUUUUUGCAUUGGUGAUGCAGGUAGAAUUUUCAGAAGUGUUAACUUGAGUAACUUAAACCCAGAUGGACAAAUAGAUUUUUUUUUUUUUUGUGGUGGUGGUUUUUUUGUUGUUUUGUUGUUGUUGUUGUUGUUUGGGGGUUUUUUUGUGGAAAGAUUGCCCCACUUAUGAGCCUGUGGGAUCAUGUAAUCUAGUUGGAGUAGUCCUUUAUAUUUUCUAUUAUGUUGGUGCAAUUUUGAGUCGAUGGGGAAUUUCCACCAUUCUAGUGAUUAAGAAAAGUGGAUUUUAAUGUUUUCAAGCUAAGAAAGUACUGAAUUCAGGUUUCGCACUACUGAUAAAGUGUUUACCCCUUAAGCCACUUCACUGGAGAAGCUGGACUGGCUCCAACUGUGCUGUCUCUUUGAAGGAUUUUAUUUUUUUUCCUACCAGAAGCACAUAGAAAGAAUGUGAGAAUGUAGGUCUAUACAAGACUUAAGUCAUGGUGUCUUGCCAGAGAGAGGUCUUUUAUUGCAAAGUGGGAAAGAUGAAGCAGCUCAGAGUAGGACCUGAUGAACACCAGAAUGAAAGAAAGAGUUCCUGGUAGGGAAUACACGGAGGGACGAUGGAGAAUGGGAACAUACACACACACAUUUUACUGGUAUUCUAAAAUGUAAUCUACAAAAUUCACCUAGAAUGAGAUUUCAGUAUGCAAUUUCACUGACUUCUGUUUCUCCAUGAAGUUGUUCAGAUGUUUCUGCAUAGUAAUUCAAGGACACCUGAGCUGUGUGUUGGAACUGGAAGUGGGCAUUUCUUUGACAUCCAUAAGCAGUCAUCCUAAGAGGAACGAGAGUUAAAUCACAGCCAGGUCUCAACAUUUCCUAUUACCUAAUAUUUUUAUAGCUCAAGAUCAGCUUUCCAGCAAUUGAUAAUCCCAUUUUCAGCGACAUGCUCCCAGAUGUCCAAUUGCAGCUUAAGUGCUUAGUGCAGCGUGGUAGAUUUUGCUAGGGAAACCAGACAUGUAGGAACUGGGUGCUUUAAAAAUCUGCCCUGUGGGUCUAGCUUACUGACAUUUCUGAGAAGUUCACUUGGAAUUUCUGUUCAACUAUAUAGGAGAGCUCAAACAGUCACUUAAACAUUUUCUAAACCAGAAAAAACUGUGCUCUGAACACCCUUUAAGCACAUGCGGAUUUUUUUUUUUUGCCUUUUUUGUGUUGAUUUAUUUAAUUUUUUUCUUCUUACUUAACUUUAAAAUAUCUAUAAAUUGAAUACAAUAAGAAAACAUGAAGGGAAAUAAGAAGAAUGAAUGAAUAAUUGUUUUCAGAGGGCAGAAUAUUCUUAAAGAUGCUAUAUCUCAAAACAAAAGAACCUAUUGCUUCUAUGAUAUAAUAAUUCUUGAGAGAGCUGGAUUUGUGUUUCCUUGGAGCUAAAGUGCUAUUCUCAGAAAACUGAAUACCAAAAAAUUGGUGGUGUGGGGACCAAUGUUGGUUAUCAUUUUAAAAUCUGAGCAGAGUUUUGUGGGUUUUUCUUCCCCCAUAUUCCUUAUUGCCAAGUCCACAGUUCAUUCCUAGAAGCUGAACAACAGGCUGUGCCCUUUCUGGCUCAUGCAUUAGUAAGAAUUUUGUUGUUAACAAGUCUGUUCGUGAUAGGUAGACUACAGGAAAAUCUGAUUGAAUCUUUUAGUGGAUAGCUGCAUAGAUAAUAUCAGUCAGUGUAUAUUGUAAUAAUUUCCCUUACUAAAGCAAGCACCCAGAGGUAAGAUAGCAUCAUUGUUCCAUACUCAUACUUUUAUUGUCUGUGGAAUUGCUGGUCAGUGUAGUUGACUCGCUGAAGAAAAAUUCUGUGGUGGCUUCUGAGGUAAAACUUAAAUUUUGAGAUCCUAAAAUUUUACAUGUGAUUUUGCCCACAGUAAGUUUAUGUUGAUUCCUAGAAGAGAUGCUGCAAGGAGCACUAGACAGUUGCUAUUGCGUAGAGCUUGGCAAGGGUUGCCUUUGCUAUGUUCACAGUACAAAGGUAUAGUAUCUCUUGAACUUCAUUUCUAUCUCUGUUUCCUGCCAAGAAUGAGUUAGAGGUAAAGAUAACACAUAGUUUGGAGAUUAAGUAAUCAAACAUACUAUUAUCCCUUUUGUAUACUCUGUCAUUAGCAUAGAAAAUGGAGAUGAUAGCUUGUAACUGCAAAUAAUAAAAGCUGGUUUUCCUUCAAGGACUGAUUUUUAAUGGCAGUUUGAAAAAGUUAACAAGCAGAAUGAAGGGGUCAUAAAUGGAAAUUAACCCAUAGCAUUGGGAAACUUAGAAAUCACUUGUUACUUUCCUGGUAGUGAGCCUAAUUUGUUUAAAAUAAAAUCCAUCUGUUCAUUUUGCAGUCUUUGUCGCACUUCCUUACAGCAAUCCACAGUGGAUUACCCCUUUACUUUAAAAAUUGGCUGCAAUUACGAUAAGCUGAAUAACUCUUAUUUUGUGGUUUGCUGUAGCAAGAUACUUUGGAGAGCAAUGAAGCUUCCCUUUAUUCUUAAAAAAAUAAUCAGCUAUUGUUAUUUUUUGCAGUUGGACCUGAGUAUUUUCUUAAUUAGGUUUCAAGUAAAUAUACAAUCUGAUGGCUUUGCAAAUUCAAAAUAUUUUUGAAUGUUGAUGAAUCAGCCAAACACUGCCGUUAAGUAUGUAAAUGACCUUAAUGUCAGUUUGGUAUUUGCUUAGCAUGCCAUGCAUGCAGCAAAACUUUGGAGUGAUUCAACUUUUCUGGCCGUGUUAAAUAUACUUCCUGGUGUAAGUUCCCUUUUUAUACAGGGACCAGUUUACUACUGUGCUCCCCUGUGUUUCCUCCUGAAUAUGUAUUAGUCCUCUAGAGAUGUUUUAAUGUGUUAUACAUACAUAAUGCUUCUACCUUUCUCUGUCUUUCUGAUUGUUAAUUAUGAGAUGUGUAAUUCUGACAGCAAUUGAGUGAAUAUUCGCUAAUCUAUGAUAUAAUUGAGUUUUUGAAUGUGUACUUCAAGAAGUUUAUAGACUUGUAUAGAGAAAUCAUUAAUUUUCAUUUGUUAAACUGAAGAUUCUCAAGUCCCGAUACUCUUUUGUGUUUUUAUCAGUGAAUCUGUUUAAGGAAGUACUUCUGGGUUUUGAGUGGUUUUCAUAGGUUUUUUUAUUUGUUUAUGUAGACACUCUUCUUUGUUGAGUGCAAGUUAUUGACCUGAUACUCUAUUUAUAAUUCUGCCUGGUUCUUCAGUAUUUUAUCUAGCUGUAACUUAUUAAAAACCACAAAUAUGAAAUGGGGAUAUUAAUGACAAGUGGUUUAAACGUGAGAGUUUCAAAAUGCAUGUCAGAAUAUUUCAACACUUUGUUCACUGUAAUUUUACAUUUUUUCAUUACUUAAGUAAUUAAAAAAAUCCUUAGGGUUGAAUUAUAGUAAAAUUUUAUACAUCUCAGUACUAAUUUUGUCUCUCAGUGGACAGCAAUAAUUUAGAUGGGAUUGUUUUUUAACUAAUUUAUUCUUAAUGGGGGGGAAAUAUUAACGUUGCAAAUUUUGCUUAUUAUAAUUUCAUUAAUAAUGUUGGUUGUUUUUAAUGAUCUCCAUGCCUUCAGAAACUUGUUCUUCUAUAUUUUGAAGAAAAACAUACAGAUAUACAGGGUUCUGUAAUAGAAUGUGUUUACAGUAUUUAUCCCCUGGGUUGGCUGUAACAGUAAGGGGAAGUACAGUGACAGAUAUGACUUGCAAUAGUUGCUAGUGUUAUGUGCCUUUGAAUAAUUUUCUUUAAUUCAUUAAUUUUUUUUAUAUCUUAGGUGAGGGUUAGCAGCUUUAAAUCAGUUUCAUUUCUAUUAAAGUGGAUAUGGUGAUACAUUCUUAGAGCUUUACUAGUUUUACUAACUUUAAAUAAUUUUAAAUCUGUAAGGUAAAUGGGUGUAUGGAUGGUUUUGAACUGAUCGUAGAUUGUUCAGUUUAACUUUUUAGGUUUCACGCACUCCUAGAGUAGAGGGAGAACUUACUGGUCAUAUCUGGCUUUUUUUUUUUUUUUAUGCUUUCGUUUUGUACUACAUAUGAUCAGUGGGACUUUCUUACCACGAUAGGUGUGCUAACUGUAGUGGCUUUUUUAAAUGUUCCCAUAGUUUGCACUGUGUGAUUCAUUUGAAUUUAGCUUACAAAUCAGUCCCUUUCUGUAGGCAUCUGCUUUGUACCUUGACAAGUAUGAAAAUAAUCAAAAAUAUCACUGUGCUUGACAGUGAGACUGUGUAUUUCUGUUUCUGAGUGUGAAUAGCAUUUAGCAGGGCUUGUCUAGUUAAAAAGCAGUUAAACUAGUAAUCAUACAUGAUCUGUGUUUAACUGUCAUUUGUAGAAAAAGUGCUACAAAGUGAUAUGUGGUGAUAAAUUCAGAAGGAAAAGAAUACGAAAUUCAGAUAUUGCAGCUUGAAUGAUUUGCUGUUAGCAUGGGGCCCAAUAACACUACAAAGCUAUAAACUCUGUCUUUCUAGAUUGCCCAGUUAGGUGGCAGAGAUGCAAUUUGUCUUUUCUGAUGCCGCCUGCUGCUUGCUAGCUCCAUCUCCUGUCACAGCCUAUUAGCUCCCCAAGAAAAUUGGUGGGAAAUUGCCUGCAGAUUGUAGGAAAUUGCAUCUCCAGGCCCUGUAAAAAAUGUAGGAUAGCACAACACUGAUCCUCCCAGAGCAGCUAUUAAUACAGCAAAAGCUGACCUUUGGCAUGGUGUGAAACGACUUUGCUAUUUGCUGAAUAAAGACUGUAUUAUGUGUGGUUGAAGGAGGGUACAAAUUAUUAUCCUAGCUAUGCCUGUAGCCAGCCUGCUCCAGGAAGCUUAAGCAUUAGUGAUAGGUUUUGCUGCCCCCCACCUCCUUCCUAUUGGAAGAUGGGAGGUAAGAUGUUGGAGCCUUAUCCAGAAAUUUCAUUGUACAGAUGGGCAAAAGCCACCAUGUAUUUAAAUGAUAUUAGUACAUAUGAAAUUCAAAGGUUUAGCGACAAAACUGAAAGAUAAUUUAUGAAGCUAAGCUCAAAAAAACAUUGAUAAUUGCCUCUGCUUGGUCUAGCCUUCAUCAGAGUAGGAAAAACUUUUGGGCUAUUUUGUUCUAUGUGUACAUCCACAAUAAACAUUUGAUUUUGGAGCAGUUACAGUGAAAUGGAGCUGAUUUAUACUGUAACUGCUGAGUGUAAAAGUCAUGGGCCACACAUUAGUUCUGAUAGAUUUUAGCAUUAAAUUCCUUUCUGCUAGGAAACUCACCUUUGUUGUAUUUAAACAAAUUCUCAUGUGUUCUUUAUGGUGUGAUAUGCAAUGAGUUUCAUCCUCUGUCAUUUGUACUAGAGCUACCUUUCUAAUCUUGUACUUUACCUCAGUUUUAUAGGGCCUUUCAAUAAAAAAGUUGACUUUUCCGUGAAUCCUGAGAGAGGGGAUAUGUAGAAUUAGUUUGCAACAUAAAAAAAUAAAUGCCAACAUUUUCUUUGAGCUUGCAAUUGUACUUAGUUGGUUCAGAGCCUCCUGAGGAAGAUGUGUGUGUGAAUCAGAAUGAUGUAUUGAUUAGAAGUGAGUGUGGGGAAGCCAGCAGCAGGGAAAAAGUAAUUUUGCAAUCAAGAGCAUUGCUGUUUUCAAACUCAGCUGAGAUCUGUUGGUAACUGGCGGCUGCCCAGGGAUCUGAGUGAAAUCAAUAUGUUAAUUUCCUAUUGUAUUAGUGUCCACUAUGUAAAUGAGCUGACAAGGCUUACUAACACUCACACAACUGAUUAGAGAAAAUUAGUGGCCUGCCUUAUGGAGCUGAGGCAGAGGAGCUGAGCAUAGGGCAGCAUGACAAAACAGGUACUACUCAUAGUUCAAAGCACAGCUGAAGGGGAUCAAGAGCACUUCAUGUUACAGGGCUCUCUGGGCCCCUGUUUUGAAUUCUUAUGAUCAUGCAUGCACACGUGUGUUGAUCUAAAAUGCUAAUUUGUUGAGGCACUGUCUUUCUAAAUUAGUUAUAGCACAUUUUAUGGAAGUUAUGCAGUUUAGUGCAUGUGUCUUUUCUUGUAAAACACAAAUACAGGAACAGAAGAGCUAUGGUGCUUGAGCCUUUAUUCUGUAUUUACAAUAGCUGUUCAUUUUCCAAGGUUAUUACAUACUAAUUGCAUUCUCAAAAUAAACCUUGCCAUUUAGUAACAAA